AUGGCUUCGUAAAAAUUUAUGGAAGUGUUAUCAAACAAUGACAAGUUAAGAAUGAAUGAUAUGAAACUGAUUGAGCAGGAAUAAUAUUAUAUCAGCUAGUUAAAGGAUUAAAGGGAAAAAAUGGAAUUAUUAAAAAUUGAAUUUUUGAAGAAGGAUCAUGUAAUAUUAGAGUUGUAAGGGCAUUUGGAAUAAUUAUAAGAAGAAUGUGAAUAACUCAGAGAAAUUUACUAAGAACAUGUUCAGAAUCAAGAAAAUGAAUUUUAUAGAUUGAAUUAAUUAUAGGUGGAAAAAGAUAAUCUAAUGAAAGACAACGAAGAAUUAAAGGAUGUAAUCUUACAUUUACGAAAUGAAAAUGAAACUUUAAAUUCGUUAUAAUUUAAAAAUGAUGAUUAGUUAAGAUAGUUAUAAGAAUAAUUGGUUGUGUGGACAGAUGAAAAUUAAAGAUUAAAAUAAGAAAUAGCCAAGUUGGACGAACUUCUCUUUACAUACGAACCUUUAAAAGAGGAAAACGAAAAAUUGAAUGAAAAACUAAAAUAUUAUAAGCAUGAAAAGCACAGACUAUCCUCAGAAUUGAAAUAAGGAAAACAAGAAAUUAAUAAACAAAUAGAAGAAUUUAAAUAAGGUUAUGUUAAGGACUUAAAAAAUGAGAUUUAAAGAUUACAAGAAUACAAAGAAUAAUAUUAGUAAUUAAAAAUACAAGUUCAAGAUUUUGAAUAGUAAUACAUUGAAGCAAUUAAAGAAAACAAUGAAUUAAAAUUAGAAAUUAAAUCUCUAUAUGAAAAGGAGGAGAGUGAAAUUAAAAUUAAAUCAGAAAUAGAUAGAGUGAGAUAAGAUCUUAUGUCAGUAAGAUAUUAAGAGACCUUAAAAUUGAAUGAACUAUUUAAUGGUAUGAUCAAUCUGAGCAGUUUAGCAAACUCUAGAGAUCAUUUUAAUUGA
Paramecium tetraurelia is the source of this 936-nucleotide messenger RNA. RefSeq lists its product as uncharacterized. The record is from RefSeq and is a predicted model, not a curated record. The transcript has 4 exons. NCBI's taxonomy places the organism in Eukaryota, Ciliophora, Oligohymenophorea, Peniculida, Parameciidae.